Molecule: messenger RNA, 2874 nt
Organism: Bombyx mori (domestic silkworm)
Lineage: Eukaryota; Metazoa; Arthropoda; Insecta; Lepidoptera; Bombycidae
Gene: hry
Product: protein hairy
Exons: 4
Coding region: 265-1050 (261 amino acids)
Biological process (GO): regulation of neurogenesis; anterior/posterior pattern specification; regulation of transcription by RNA polymerase II
Cellular component (GO): nucleus
Molecular function (GO): DNA-binding transcription factor activity, RNA polymerase II-specific; protein dimerization activity; RNA polymerase II cis-regulatory region sequence-specific DNA binding
Source: RefSeq, a predicted model, not a curated record
GUGGUAUAGCGUUCUGUAGAAGCGAGCGUCGCGUGCCCAGUGUGCCCACUGCGAGCGUGUCUACGGUCUGCCUCGGCAUCGUGCCAAUUGCCAACUCGCGCUACUCAGUCGCGCGCUUAUUCCUCGUACGACACGACAUUGCACGAGACUGUCGCAAGGAUUCACAGUCGCGCGCCGGCCGUAAAGCGAGAUAGACGUGUAUGAUUCAGAACUUUCCAAAUUUGCGAUAAUGCAGUGACUUUAUAUUAGUGGAGUGCAGUAACAAUGGUGACUGGUAUCGCUGGCAGCCCUCAACAGGGCGUAUCCAACCCUGUCGUGGUGAUGAACGCUGUCAAUAAUUCAGGACAAAAUGAUCAGAAAAAAUCAAGUGAUAAUAGAAGGAGUAACAAGCCAAUUAUGGAGAAGAGACGUCGGGCGCGCAUCAACAACUGUCUCAACGAGUUGAAAGCGCUGAUCUUAGACGCGAUGAAAAAAGAUCCAGCUAGACAUUCGAAGCUCGAAAAAGCCGACAUAUUAGAAAUGACAGUGAAGCAUCUAGAAGGUCUACGGUCAGAGGGUGCCGUUUCACCGGACAAGUUCCGGGCCGGCUAUAGACAGUGCGUCACAGAGGUGGCAAAGUUCCAAGGCAUGGAGCCUGCAUUGCGGAGAAGGCUCGUCAGGCAUUUGGAAACCUGCGUUAAUAGCACUUCUGGAACAAGGCCUGCAAGUGCACCCACACCGCCUUCGGAUACAGACGACCCCGGCAACCAACAUUCCACAAUUUUCAUUGCUGCGGGUCCCGGUUCCGGUGUGCGUUUGCUGCCAACACGUCUCUCUAACGGCGAUAUAGCUUUAGUGUUGCCCGCGGGUGUGACGACUAGCGCUAUAGGGGGGCUACCCAACUUAGUGCCGCUGUCACCAAGAGAUGCAUCGUCUUCAACAUCAGAACAGAGAUGCUACUCGCCCGAGAGUUCUGGUUGGGGAACACCCCCUCCUUCCUCGGAGGAUGCAGCACCUUUAGCAUUAGUCACGAGAAAGCAGCCAGAAGAAAAACCCUGGAGGCCGUGGUGACACCCCUAUCGUUCCAAGUUUCUUUCUGUGAUAUUGUACGUAAGUUUUCUGUCAAGUUGAUGGAGUUGAAGUUCCUAUGUGCCCACAAUUGGCAUUAUUAUGAGUCUGUGCGGUCAGUUUGUGUGAUAAUUAGUGUUUAGAGAUAAUUGAAAUUUUGUAUUUAAAAGAAAAUUCUAAGUGUCAUAUUUUAUUUUCCUUCGUGAGACGUCUAUGUUAAGGAUUGAAAUAAAUCACUUUUACAUUUCCGUUGCACUUCGUAAAUAAUGUAGAUAUGUAAAAUGUAGUGUGUAGGUAGCUUUCGAUAAAUUUUAUUUUAUUUUAACAAAGAGCAUGUUCAUAUGGAUGAUUAAAUCGACGCGAAUUGUAAACAAUUACAAUGAGGAAUAGCAAUUUCAAUGCUGAAAAAUAAUUACAAAUACAUUAUGAAUAUCAAGUUACAUAAAAGAUUUAAACGUCCAUAGUGAAUUUCAUAUCACUAGUUUUAUAAGAUGUAUAUUUGUUGAUGACAUCUGUGGCAGUAUUUUACUAAUGGACUUGUUGUCCUUUAAGGAUCUAUAACUUCGUAAAUCUAGAAGAUAGUGCCAUAAAAUCGUUUGUAAAUAUUUAUAGCGUAGCGAUAGUCCCUUUUAUGUUUUAUCUGUGACCAUUAAGGCUCAUUUACGCUGGUUGUUAAAACGAUGUCGCCUGGAGCACCUUUCAAGACGACCAACACGGAAUAAAUGGCAGUUCGUUAAAAAGAUUGAAGCCGUUUUUAACUGUCGAGAUAAUGAAUUCAAAGCAGGCAUGAUGAGAAUUAAUUUCAAGUGCCUUAAACAGCAAAAUCACUUAGUCUUCCAUGAAUAGGUUAAGUUAUACACUAGCUGUACGUGUAAAUGUAGACUUAACAUAGGCAGUAAACUUUUUAUCAAAAUAACGUUGUUAUUAAUUAAAUAAGACGUAAAAUAAUACAGAUCAUUUAUUUAAUUCGCUUGUUGUUCGUAAACUUGAUUCAUUUAAAUGCGAUUUAGAAAAUAUACUCUAUCUUCUCUUCUCUUCAUACAUAAAUAUUUCACAAAAAAAGUCGCGUAUUCGUUAUAUUCUCAAUUUGGAAAAUUAUUUGUAAGUAAUUUAAUUGAAUGACUAAUUACGAAAAUUUUAAAACACUGUGGAUUAGUUCCAUUAAUAUAUUAUAGAUGUAAACUCACCUUGAUUUUUAGAUAGCUUUUUUUAAUGCUCAAUUUUAACCAUCAUAAUUAAGCUUCGUUACCGCCAAUACUAAGACACGUGUCUUCCUUUAUUUCAUAGUUACCGUUAACGGACAGUGAAUUGUUGAAAAAAUUAUAUUAUUAUAGUUUAAUUUACCACGUAAAGAUAUAUUUAACAUUUGCAAAUUUAGUAGUAGGUCAACCGUGAUAGGAAAGACAUGUAUGAUGUGCAAUCUCAAAUCGAAAAUAUUAUAAACUAUUUUGAAUUUAAACCGAAUUUUGAUGAAGAUUAUGUAUGUAUUAAGAGUUUAUGGCAGUUAAAUUACAUAUAGUUUUCAUAAAUUUUAACUAAUUGUAAUCGAGAAAUUGAAUCUUCAUCAAAUUGCCCUACUUAUGUCGAGAGAAACAAUUAAUCCUAAUGGCAUUAAUUCUCAUAGUAUUGUAAAGUCACAAAUUUAUUUAAGGUAUAAUAUUAGUUUAUUUUAUAAGAGAGAAUGCCGUCUAACAUUUAAUUUAUCAUACAUUUUAAAUUUACGAAGUGAUAUUAUUUAAAUGUAAAUAAAGUAAUCAUAAUGUAUGUUAUGAUAGCUCUUAAAAGAUAUGUCAUCAUUUUAAAAAUAAACAAUAUCUAAAUGAUCAA